This is a messenger RNA of Penicillium nucicola, 447 nucleotides long. RefSeq lists its product as uncharacterized. The record is from RefSeq and is a predicted model, not a curated record. Lineage: Eukaryota; Fungi; Ascomycota; Eurotiomycetes; Eurotiales; Aspergillaceae. The transcript has a single exon. Bases 1 to 447 code for a protein of 148 amino acids.
AUGUAUCAGAGCUGGGAGAGCGAGGACUUUUGGAUUAUAUAUGCAGUGUUGCAUAGCUUUAGCUUUGAUGUAAUCUACUGGGAGAAAACCGAUCCACGUUUUUACGGGCCUACUGAGAACCCCGACAGAGCAUGGAAGAAGACACUCGACCUACUGGCCGAGAAAGAAAAAAAUGAGAUGGAACAACUGGUGGAAAGGAAGCUGAAGGAGAUGGAUACCAGGAUUCUAGCGUGGAACCCGGAUGAGUAUACUGUGGCUUUUCGCCAGCAAUUGAAGAGACAGAGAGAAGAAGCAGAUGAAGAGGAAGUAAGAGCAGAUGAAGCACAUAAUUACCAAAAGAAGGAGAUGAACGACGCGGAGAAAAAGAGUCGCGAAAUCGAAGUCUGGGGAUUGUCAGGGCCACAUACAUUAAGCGAUCAGCUGGCCGCCGCCCGUUUGUCUAGCUAG